AUGCUGAGAGUUCUAGAGCGCAGACAAACUCGGCUUGAUGAUCAACGUUCAAGACAAGCGGCUUCAAGAGACGCCGAGAGUCCAGAGCAGACACGGACUCGAAUUGACGAUCAACGUGCAAGACAAGCAGCCUCAAGAGCAGUCGAGACUCCGGAGCAGAGACGAACUCGGAGUGAAGAUCAACGUAGACGACAGGCAGCCUCAAGAGCAGUACAUUGGACAUUCAUGGAAGGGGAAGCGUUUCGCUAUGAUCCAGCUAACAACUACGACAGCCAUCCUCAACUUCAUAUUGGACAAAUGACCGAUGUUUGCU
Didymodactylos carnosus is the source of this 313-nucleotide messenger RNA. Lineage: Eukaryota; Metazoa; Rotifera; Eurotatoria; Philodinida; Philodinidae. The record is from the annotation of a GenBank genome assembly.